AUGAAAAAGAAGUUUAAUUUUAAUACGCCGUCGUUUCAGCCGUCUAAUGUUCCGAAUCUAACGAAUAAAUUUUCGAAUUUAUCACCAAACUUAAAGGAAAUACCGGUGUUCGUACCAUCUGGAGGAAUGAGUAAUACUGAUUCAGGUGGUAUAAACGAACCAGAAAUGAACGAAUCGGCCACUCCUAGUAAGAAAUUUAAUGCGUCAACACCAUCAUUCAUGCCUUCUAAUCCAUACAUCUCGACAAAUGACCAAAUUUCGGCACCGUCUCCUGUUAUGGCACAAUCCGUCACUGCUCCUGGGGCCAAAGCUAAUGGAAAUAUACAGCACAAUCCGUAUUUACCAGGAAAUUCUGGAACACCACAGCCGACAUCAGCAGUUGCAGCACCAAACUCAGCAGACGUGUUUUUCCAACAGCCUGCUUCGUCGUAUCCGUUACAAUAUCAUUUGUAUGCACCAGCGCCACCUCCAAGAUUGACCAUACCGUUACCACCACAUGAAAUUAAUGUAAAUCUGAUGUUUAUUCCAAACGACUUGAGGGAAACGUUAUUAAAAAGGAACGAAGCUACUUUGCAGACGUUACCAAGGUCCAACUUACCUGAUCAUGUAAAUAUAUAUCAUUCGUUGGUCCCGAUUGAUACAUCGUUUGAAAAUAUUUCGAAAGUAUAUGGUCUUCCGAGUUUUGUAUACAAAGUGUUUUCUAAUGUGGAUGGUAACCCAUAUGCAUUGAGGAAAAUCGAUAUACAAUCAGUCUUACGAAUCACUAAUGAAUUACCUUUCAAAAAUAUUAAGAAAUGGAAGUCUGUUAAAUGUGCAAAUAUUAUUCAGUUACAGGAGGCAUUUACAAGCAUGGCAUUUGGUGGCUCUUACAGCACCUUAAUAGUCACCUAUGAUUACUUUCCUAACUCUAACACAUUACAAGAACAACAUAUCAAUAGAAGAUUAGGAGGUAAAUUAGAACCAAUUACAGAAGAACUUUUGUGGAAUUAUGUGAUCGAAAUUACAAAUGCAUUAAUAAAUAUUCACGAAAAUAACUUGGCUGCAAGAUCGGCAUUGGAUCUUUCUAAGAUUCUUGUCACAAAUAAAAAUAGAAUCAGAUUGGGCGGUGUUGGUAUAAGUGACAUCUUGAACUACGAAGAUGACGAAGAACAAAUCAAUCAAAAAGGAUUGGAGACCUUUAGACAUGAAUUACAACAAGAAGAUAUUAAGAAGUUCGGAAAAUUAAUAUUAGACUUGGCAGCAUUAUGUUUGCCUAACAAUGUUAGAAAUAAUGAACCUAAGGACUUAAUAAAUCUCUUGAAGACAUCGAACACCGUCAACUUUAGUGGUGAAUUUAUUAACCUUCUUUCAGACUUGAACACAAAUACAUCCGAUUUACACGAAUUCAACAGGAAUCAUCUAUCCCGCAAAAUCUUGAACUUUUGCAGUAACUUGCAAGACCUGCAAGAUUUCAUGGAAUCGCAGCUCUCCACUGAAUUAGAAAACGCCAGGGUUUUCAGAUUAAUAACAAAGCUAAACUUCAUCAUAGAUAGACCCGAGUACGAAAAUGACCCUAAUUGGCAAGAAAACGGAAACAAGUACAUCAUCAAGUUAUUCAGGGACUACAUAUUCUUCCAAUACGACGAAUUUGGAAAGCCC
This is a messenger RNA of Debaryomyces fabryi, 1638 nucleotides long. RefSeq names its product Pan3p (gene PAN3). The record is from RefSeq and is a predicted model, not a curated record. Gene Ontology annotation, biological process: protein phosphorylation; mRNA processing; nuclear-transcribed mRNA poly(A) tail shortening. Gene Ontology annotation, molecular function: poly(A) binding; protein kinase activity; ATP binding. The annotation marks the transcript as partial. NCBI's taxonomy places the organism in Eukaryota, Fungi, Ascomycota, Pichiomycetes, Serinales, Debaryomycetaceae. Gene Ontology annotation, cellular component: PAN complex; P-body. The transcript has a single exon.